Messenger RNA from Symbiodinium natans, 1221 nucleotides. NCBI's taxonomy places the organism in Eukaryota, Dinophyceae, Suessiales, Symbiodiniaceae. The record is from the annotation of a GenBank genome assembly.
AUGCGCUACGCCAGCAGCAUGCUCGCGGCACUGUGUAGCCAGUCAGUAUAUACUCUAAAAUCACGACAUGGUUUGAGGUGUUUAGUUCUGGAAGCAAGCAUGGGCCAAAGCCACGGGUCAUAUGCGUCUGCGUGUCGUCAUCGGAACAGGGAGAUGCUGAACUUGCGGCAUCAAAGUCGAGGAGACAAGCGACAUCGACUUCAACAGCGUCGAGAACAGAAGUUCGAUUCUGACGACGAUGAGGAUGGCAUUUGGCAAGCGUGGGGCGGCCCAAACGAGUUGACACUGGCAAAUGGUCAACCGUUCAGCAGCGGCACAGAAGGCGACCAGAAUGGCAAAGAGUUUGAGGACACUAUCCGACAACUCUUCAGUUUAGAUUCAACGCAUAUUCAACUACAUCAAGGUGGCCUUGCUGAGGAUGUUGCAGACAGACUGAGAAAAGCUCAUAGCCGGCUCCCGCGAGACCUCGCCACAGUGGAGUGCGACUACAACAUCGGCAGGGAAAAGUUCGUGCUCGCCCAGCUGGAUGGUGUUGGAAGCCUAUCGCCGAGCCAGUUGGAGAUGGGCGAGUGGCUCCUGGAGCCUGAAAAGAAGGAGGGCAUGUGCAUUGCCGAAUUCUGCAUCAACUCAAAACCGUUCAGUGCCAAACUUUACCAACUUGGACGAAUUGCCGAGAUGAUUCAUGCAGGAGCGGAGUGUGCUGACGAUCAUGACAUCAAGAACCAUCACAUCAUCUACCUCAUCAUCGUCGACAGAUCGCGUCCGAAUCUGGCACCGAGCAGGCUUCUCCGCAGAUACAAGGCGCUCAACCUCGCGUAUAAGCAUGGCAGGUUCGGCGUACUGUACGUCAGCAUGGGAACCUUGGCGCGCAAGUGGGCACAAGGCUCUGCAAGCACGACCUCAACGUCAUCCGUCUGGGUGCGGGAACUGAUCCGCGAGGAUGGGAAGGUCACAGAAAAGCUGAGGCGCAAGGAGGAUGGCAAGGAGUUUGAGCCAGUCAAUGCGUUCCAAGUGAAAGGAGCCUUGGCCAACGUGGAUGACCUGAAGGAAGCUAUCAAGAAGAAGAAGCCAAAUCGAGUGACGUGCGAUGCAGAUGAAAUUGUCAUUCACAGCCUGAAGGACAAGGAGUGGGUGAAGGAAGACACGAUGUCAGCAAGACUGCGAGACACAACUGAGGCAAAUUGCUAUGGGUUCACGCUGCCACCAGCGGACGAUGCUUGA